This is a messenger RNA of Urocitellus parryii (Arctic ground squirrel), 1949 nucleotides long. RefSeq names its product chemerin chemokine-like receptor 2 (gene Cmklr2). Gene Ontology annotation, molecular function: G protein-coupled receptor activity; complement receptor activity. The record is from RefSeq and is a predicted model, not a curated record. Gene Ontology annotation, biological process: phospholipase C-activating G protein-coupled receptor signaling pathway; complement receptor mediated signaling pathway; positive regulation of cytosolic calcium ion concentration. NCBI's taxonomy places the organism in Eukaryota, Metazoa, Chordata, Mammalia, Rodentia, Sciuridae. Gene Ontology annotation, cellular component: plasma membrane.
AGUAUUUACCUCCCUUGGUUAGAAAGGGAGGAAAUACUUCUUCCUCCACUCAGGGCAGCUGCGACCAGUUCUCCCAGAGAAAUCAUUAAACCUCAAGGAUUCGGAGCCCAGAGCCCCAGGACUAGGCUGCAACAAGCUGCCCUGCCCCCGAAGCAGGAACAGGCACGUUUGGAGAGUGUCAUUUGAAAAGCCAGAUAAAAGCGGCAUGAGGAGGCUGGAAAAAGAGUGUACGACUUAGCGGUUCAGAAAACCACCCUCCAUUUCAUUCUGGAGCCCGGAGGUUACACCCAGGCAUCACAAAAGCUUCUUUCCUCACAACAUUAACUGAAUCAGAACAUCCUUGGGUGCAAAAGAGUGGAUCAGAAUCUUCAGGGCUUACCUGACAUUCCAAGUGGAUGAGCCUCGAAAGCAGUUGGAGUUCUCUGUCUACAGUUUAAGAAAUCAGAGAUACAAAUCCAGAUUUGGAACUCAUCACUGUGUAAAAUUUCCUCAUUCUCCACCCUACCAAGAUCAUGGAAGAUUUAGAGGAACCAUUAUUUGAAGAAUUUGAUAAUUAUUCCUAUGCCUUGGAAUAUUACUCUCCAGAGUCUGGUAUGGAGGAAAAAGUCCACCUGGGAAUUGUUCACUGGAUCUCCCUGGUGUUAUGUGGUUUAGCAUUUGUCCUGGGAAUUCCAGGAAAUGCCAUUGUCAUUUGGUUCACAGGAUUCAAAUGGAAGAAGACAGUCACUACUCUCUGGUUUCUUAAUCUAGCUAUUGCGGAUUUCAUUUUUGUUCUCUUCCUGCCCCUGUACAUCUCCUAUGUGGCCAUGAAUUUCCACUGGCCCUUUGGUAUCUGGUUGUGCAAGGCUAAUUCCUUUAUUGCCCAGUUGAACAUGUUUUCCAGUGUGUUUUUCCUAACGGUGAUCAGCCUGGACCGCUAUAUCCACCUGAUUCAUCCAGUUUUGUCUCAUCGGCACCGAACACUGAAGAACUCUCUGAUUGUUAUUAUAUUGGUCUGGCUUUUGGCUUCUCUAAUUGGCGGUCCUGCACUGUACUUCCGGGAUACUCUGGAGCUCAAUAACCACACUCUUUGCUAUAACAAUUUCCAUGAGCAUGAUCCUGACCUCACCCUGAUGAGGCACCACAUUCUGACUUGGGUGAAAUUUAUUGUUGGCUACCUCUUCCCUUUGCUAACAAUGAGUAUUUGUUACUUGUGUCUCAUUGUCAAGGUCAAGAAGCGAAGCAUCCUCAGCUCCAGUAAGCAUUUCUGGACAAUCCUGGCUGUGGUCAUGGCCUUUUUGAUUUGCUGGACUCCCUAUCACCUGUUCAGUAUUUGGGAGCUCACUAUUCACCACAAUAGCUAUUUCCACCAGGUGUUGCAGGCUGGAAUCCCCCUCUCCACUGGUUUGGCAUUCCUCAAUAGUUGCUUGAAUCCCAUCCUUUAUGUCCUAAUUAGUAAAAAGUUCCAAAAUCGCUUCAGGGCCUCAGUUGCUGAGAUACUGAAGUACAUGCUAUGGGAAGUCAGCUGUUCUGGCACAGUAAGUGAGCAGCUCAGGAACUCUGAAACCAAGAAUCUGUCUCUCCUGGAAACAGCCCAAUAAGUUUACUUUUCUACAAAUCAGUACCAGGUUUUUGUGUUGGUCCCUUGACAAAUGCUUCCAGUUUAAAUUUGGUUCCAAGAUUUAGCACUGACCAUGUUUUGUUUUGUUCAUUUUGUUGACAUCAUAUUUUUUGUGUGGAUAUAAAACUUAGAAAGGAUAUGUACAAUGUUUUUUCUGCACUUAAUGAUCUGUGUCAUUCUUGCUAAUUAUAUCACAGUGAAUUAAUCAUCACUGUUGAAGCAGUAUUGUUUUUAUCUUAACAUUUUAAAGACCAUAAUUGUUAAUAUUAAGUGACUAAUUAAAAAACGUUAAAAUGUUUGCUUAAAUCCAUUUUAAUUUUUACAAGUAACCUAUUAGACAUAUUCUUAA